Molecule: messenger RNA, 2107 nt
Organism: Rattus norvegicus (Norway rat)
Lineage: Eukaryota; Metazoa; Chordata; Mammalia; Rodentia; Muridae
Source: RefSeq, a predicted model, not a curated record
AUGGAUGUGUCUGUGGCUUUUCCUCAGAAGGAAUGGGAGCAGCUGGAACCUGGGCAGAGAAACGUGUACAAGGAUACAAAGCUAGAGAACUGCAGCAAUCCAGCCUCGAUGGGAAAUCAAGAUCCCAAACAAGACCUAGUCUCUAAGUUGGAUGGAGAAGAAGAGCGGUGGUCUUCAGUGAGGGCGAAUAAGAACAGCUCAAGUAGUCUGCACAGACUCAAGAAAACAGGAACCAGUGCAAAGGUCCAACAAGAUGGUGCACAGACAGAGGGGAAGCAGAAAUUCCAAAGGAAACUCACUACAGAAGUGACAUUCAGGAAGAAAAGUUCAAACAGUAAGAAAAGCAGUGAGUGUACUUUGUUGGAGAAGAAAAAUGUCCAUUCAAAACACGAUCCUUCUGAAAAAAGAUUGCAUAAAUCCAAUUUGUAUGGGAAGAACUUGAAUCAGAAUUUAGACUUACCCAGUCAGAUUAAUCUCUGCGAAAGGAAACCCGAUACAGCUGUCGAAUAUAGGAAAUCACUCAGCCAUUCUGCAUCCGAUGUGAACAGAGAUGAAAUUUCAACUAGAAAGAAAUGUGACAAGUCACCCAACAAUAAAUUGUUUGGUAAAGGUGACAAAAACCAAACAGGCAAGAAAUGUGAGAAAGUAUGCUGUCAUAGCACGUCCCAUACCAAGGAAGACAAAAUUCAUACCGGGGAGAAACAGAAAUCGCCCCGCCGUAGUCCAUCUAAACCCAACAAGGCUCCAGGCUCUGGGAAACCUUAUGAAUGUAAUCAAUGUGGGAAGGUCCUCAGCCAUAAACAGGGGCUCCUUGACCAUCAAAGACCUCAUACCGAGGAGAAACCAUAUGAAUGUAACGAAUGCUGGAUAGCUUUCAGCCAAAAGUCCCACCUUGUCGUACAUCAGAGAACUCACACUGGAGAAAAGCCAUACGAGUGUGUCCAGUGUGGCAAAGCCCACGGUCACAAACAUGCCCUCACUGACCACCUGAGAAUCCAUACCGGAGAAAAGCCCAACAAAUGUAACGAAUGUGGCAAAACCUUUAGGCACAGCUCAAACCUUAUGCAACACAUAAGAUCUCACACGGGCGAGAAGCCGUACGAGUGUAAGGAAUGUGGCAAAUUCUUCAGAUAUAAUUCAUCUCUCACCGAACAUGUGGGAACACACACGGGCGAAAUACCCUAUGAAUGUAAUGAAUGUGGCAAAGCUUUUAAGUAUGGCUCAUCCCUGACUAAACACAUGCGAAUUCAUACAGGCGAGAAGCCAUUUGAAUGUACUGAGUGUGGGAAGACUUUUAGCAAAAAGUCACACCUAGUUAUCCAUCAGAGAACUCACACGAAGGAGAAACCUUAUAAAUGUAAGGAAUGCGGAGCCUUUGGACAUAGCUCAUCUCUUACCUACCAUCUGAGAACUCCCACCAGGGAUUGCCCCUUUGAAUGUAAUCGAUGUGGUAAGGCCUUUAGGCAAAUUGAGGGUCUUACUCAACACCAGAGAGUUCAUACAGGAGAGAAACCCUAUGAGUGUGUAGAAUAUGGAAAAGCCUUAAGUCAGAAGUCACACCUCAUUGUACAUCAGAGAACUCAUACAGGGGAGAAGCCCUUUGAAUGUUAUGAGUGCGGAAAAGCCUUCAGUGCAAAAUCACAACUUGUUAUUCAUCAGAGAUCCCACACUGGAGAGAAACCCUAUGAGUGUGUUGAAUGUGGUAAAGCCUUCAAACAAAAUGCUUCUCUUACCAAACAUAUGAAAACUCACUCGGAAGAGCAAUCUCAGGAGGAAGAUUAAUGUGGGAACUCUGACAGCUGACUUGUUUGGUAUUGUUUAACCUUCAAGAUGGUCUCAGUUUGAUGAUGUUAGAGUCUUUUUUUAAGAGUAUGAAUCUUUACAUGAGAUCAUUAGAUGGUAAUAAAGUUUAAACUUCAUCCUAAACCUUUCCAGGAAAUACUGUGUUUUUACACUUGUUACAAAUUGUCUCCAUAUUUAGAUUAAAAUAGGAAACUCUUAAAAUUGUGAACAAGGAGAUGAGGAGAUAGCGUAAUCAGUAAAAGCUUGUUAAGCGGUAUAGAGAUCUGAAUCCCAUCCCUAGGACCCACGUCAAAAUCUAGAUGUG